This is a messenger RNA of Ostrea edulis (European flat oyster), 554 nucleotides long. RefSeq lists its product as uncharacterized. Bases 53 to 490 code for a protein of 145 amino acids. NCBI's taxonomy places the organism in Eukaryota, Metazoa, Mollusca, Bivalvia, Ostreida, Ostreidae. The record is from RefSeq and is a predicted model, not a curated record. The transcript is spliced from 4 exons.
CGUGACAUUUAGAACGGAGUAAGUUAGACUAAAUAGUGAAGACCUGUUCAUUAUGCUUAAAUACAUAGCUGUUGUUUUCUUUGGAUCUGUGGUGUGUCAGGGGGCUAACAUCGAUAGGAAUCGACGGACGGGAACGGCGGUACAUUGGUGCUGUUCCGUCGAUGUUGCACCGAUAAGAAAAAAUGUGACCACAACAAGUGUAGAGCCGAAAAACGUUACCAAAAUAAUGAACACGACCUACCAAAGAGACUGCCAACUUGGCGAGACGCCAAACACCCCAGACGGGUUAUGCGAGGACGUGGUUAGCCAUGUUGUGACUACUACAGAAUUGGUGGAUGUAGAAAAGACGGUGGUGGUGGAAUACCCAGGUAAAUGUCCCCAAGUACAUCUCAGGUGCUGUGACGGAUACGAAAGAGUUGGAUCUCAGUGUCUAGAUAAAGGAGCAUCCAGUUCUCUGCAAGAGCUCAUUAACGCCGGUUUAUUGGGAUGAAGGACAUAGUCUAGAAUGACAAUAUUGGUCGUGAUGAAAAAUAUUAAAGAUAUUUGUAGAAAAA